AUGUCGAUGCCACUAGCCCCUCAAAUCGCGCCUUUUGACUAUCGACUUGUUCCCGGCUCUAUUCGUAGAAUACCAGAAAGCCGCAUGAAGCACUUUUUUGGAAAGAUAAUUCCAUUGAAGUUCGCUUCGGUAAAGGAUGCUUCGGCUACGUGUCGAGCUUUAGCUAAAGAUUUCGGCUUUACUCUUAAACAAGAAACAAGCUCAAGCAAGAACAUAUACUUGUACUGCUCGCGUGAAGGCAUCCCAGACUCGCGAAAGGGCAAUAAACCCAUAAAACGCAAACGUGCGUCCAUUCGAUGUGAUUGCAAGUGGCGUAUUAUUUUAUUUCAAAACGAUGCUGAUAAGCAAUGGGAAUUUCGCCAAUCACAAAAUCCGCAGCAUUGCGAACACAAUCACGAGCUAAUACCACCAGAACUUAUGCCCAGACCAUGGCCAACCAGCAUGCUGGAGCGUAUCGCCUAUUAUGUCAAUUUGGGCGUGCGUACUAAUGAGAUAAGGACUGCUAUUCAGCGCGAGUUUCCUGACCAGCCAUGGGAUGAAAGACGUUUCUACAACAGGUUGUCCGAUGAGAGGUCAGUCUUUUUUAAUAUCAAAAAGAUUUUUUUGGUAUUUCAAGCACGCGGAUUUGGGUGA
This is a messenger RNA of Paraglomus occultum, 633 nucleotides long. The record is from the annotation of a GenBank genome assembly. Lineage: Eukaryota; Fungi; Glomeromycota; Glomeromycetes; Paraglomerales; Paraglomeraceae.